AUGAACCGGGCGACCAUGGAGGAGGAGAGCGCGGCCAAUGACAGCGCGGCCAACGGCAGCUCGCCGGUGACCUUCCCCGGGACGGACCUGCUGCAGCGGUACAAGCCCUUCUUCAUCCUGCUGUACGGCGCGCUGGUGGCCGUGGCCUGCUUGGGCAACGCCUUCCUGAUCGGCUGCAUCGCGGCGGACAAGAAGCUCCACAACGCCACCAACUUCUUCAUCGGCAACCUGUCGGCCGCCGACCUGCUGAUGUGCCUGUGCUGUGUGCCCCUCACCCUGUCCUAUGCCUUCGAGCCGCGGGGCUGGCUCUACGGCGGCUUCAUGUGCCACCUCACCUCGCUGCUGCAGUCCGCCACCGUCUACGUGUCGGUGCUGUCGCUGACGGCCAUCGCGGUGGAUCGCUACAUGCUGGUGGCGCACCCGGUGCGUCGCCGGAUCAGGCUCGGAGCCUGCGGCACGGCGGUGGGCGGCAUCUGGCUGCUGUCGCUGGCUCUGGCGGCGCCGGCCGCCGCCCACGUCCGCUACCUGGAGCUGCGGCGGGCGGGCAGCGACGUGAACGUGUGCGAGGAGUUCUGGCGGGGCAUGGAGCGAGAGAGGCUCGCCUACUCCUGCCUGGUGAUGCUGGGCUCGUACGUGGUGCCCCUCGCCGCCGUCACCACCUCCUACUGGGCGAUCAGCGUGCGCCUGCGGCGGAGCGGCGUGCCCGAGGCCGGCCGCCAGAACCAGGCGGCGUGGAACCGCAAGAGGCGGAGGGUCUUCGCGCUGCUGGCGGCGUCGGCGGCCACCUUCGCCGCCUGCUGGCUGCCCCUGCAGACCCUGAACCUGGUGCGCGACCUGGACGCCGACUUCCAGAUCCUGGACGUGCGCUACCUCAAUGUGGCGCAGGUCUCCUGCCACUGGCUGGCCAUGAGCUCCUCCUGCUACAACCCUUUCAUCUACGCCUCCCUCCACCGCAAGUGCCGGCUGCGUUUCUUCCACCGCCUCCGGCGCUGCCGCUGGCACGGCCGGGCGCCGCCGGCUUCCCGCUCUACCAGCCUGGUGAACUGA
Mobula hypostoma (lesser devil ray) is the source of this 1047-nucleotide messenger RNA. Its product is annotated as prolactin-releasing peptide receptor-like. Gene Ontology annotation, biological process: G protein-coupled receptor signaling pathway. The coding region runs from base 1 to 1047 and encodes 348 amino acids. The transcript has a single exon. NCBI's taxonomy places the organism in Eukaryota, Metazoa, Chordata, Chondrichthyes, Myliobatiformes, Myliobatidae. Gene Ontology annotation, molecular function: neuropeptide Y receptor activity; neuropeptide binding. The record is from RefSeq and is a predicted model, not a curated record. Gene Ontology annotation, cellular component: neuron projection; plasma membrane.